AUGCAGCUGGUGGUAUUUAAUGCUCUCUCCUCUGCUCUGCUGAUUCUAGCCGUGAUCCCUUCUGUGUAUCUACAGUCAGAUUGUUCUCAAGCCCAGUCAUGUGACGUGUGUGUUGGCGAUUCCAUGCUCAACCUGACAGGCUGCGUCUGGAGGCUUUGUCCAAAUGGUAAUGAUACAGGCAUGUGCAUUAGGGGUGAUUCAGCAGACAACGCCAUGAACUGUAGCUGGACCAAUGUGUCUGAAUCGUGCACAGUUGUAGAGACUGUUGCUGCUGGAGGAGGUGAAGCCAUUUCAGGUGAUGAUAACACCAACUCAUCUCCCGAGUUAUCGCAGGCCAAGUUCGACAUGUCCAGCUUCAUAGGCGGCAUCAUACUCGUGCUGUGUCUGCAGGCAGGCGGCUUCUUCGCCAUGCGCUUCCUCAAAUCCAAAGAGCAGAGCAGCUACGACCCCAUAGAGCAGCCACAGUAAAGACAAGAUAAAUGACAGACAAGCAGACAAGGGCAGAGAAGGACAGCAGAGCGGUGACUCAUCUGGUUAUGACGACAAGAUUCACUCCCCACCCUCCUUUUUUUCCCCCCC
This is a messenger RNA of Archocentrus centrarchus (flier cichlid), 579 nucleotides long. RefSeq names its product CD164 sialomucin-like 2 (gene cd164l2). Lineage: Eukaryota; Metazoa; Chordata; Actinopteri; Cichliformes; Cichlidae. Gene Ontology annotation, cellular component: cytoplasmic vesicle. Bases 1 to 468 code for a protein of 155 amino acids. The transcript is spliced from 6 exons. The record is from RefSeq and is a predicted model, not a curated record.